Lucilia sericata (common green bottle fly) is the source of this 6194-nucleotide messenger RNA. RefSeq names its product transient receptor potential channel pyrexia (gene wtrw). Gene Ontology annotation, molecular function: protein binding; monoatomic ion channel activity. The record is from RefSeq and is a predicted model, not a curated record. Gene Ontology annotation, biological process: transmembrane transport; monoatomic ion transport. The transcript is spliced from 2 exons. The coding region runs from base 665 to 3481 and encodes 938 amino acids. Gene Ontology annotation, cellular component: membrane. Lineage: Eukaryota; Metazoa; Arthropoda; Insecta; Diptera; Calliphoridae.
CAGUUUAAUUUGAACUAACAAUGAAUACGGUUGUCUUUAUAAAAAUGGCACGAUUAACGAGAGUUUUAAAAUAAUAAAAGUGAGAUUUUGAAAAAAACAGUUAAUUAAAACGAAAUUUGAAACCAAGUGUUUUUAAAAAUCAAACAAACUACAGACAACAAGAAAGAAUAAAUAAAAUAUAGAAAGAAUAAAUAAUAUAUGAAAUGAAAUUAGAAAAUACUUUAUCAAAUUGGCAGCAUCCAUGGAUUUGGCUGGAAACAGUGUAUAGUGUCAUUUUUUACUAAACAAAAAAAAUCUUAAUUUCCCAAAUAAUAAUUUUAAUAAAAAACAAUUGAAAAGAUUAAAUUAAAUUGAAAUUCUCAAGUUAUAAAAAUUUAACAUUUACUUAAGUAGUAGCGGCAUAGUAGAGCUUGCAUCUGUUAAUUUUCUUUUUUGUUUCUAAUUAAAAAAAUUUCUUGUUGAAUUAACUCAACAUUUGCAACACAAAAGUAUUGUUAUAACAUACUAACUAAAUAUUCAAAAAAAAUCUUGGCUAAAAUUGCUUAAAUUAGCAAUUAAUUAAGUGGAAAAAACUGUGUUUCAAAUAUCAAAAACAGAAGAAAAAAAAACAAAAUUUGAAGUUCAAAUAGAAUUUGAAAAAUUCAAAUCAAUACCGCCUAAUCUUAUGGUAAGAUGGCGUAACAAUACGGAUGCUAUGAUAGAAGCUCAAUAUCCAACACCCGGAGAAUUUGAAUAUAUGGAAUGUGGUCCAUCGCCACCAGCUGAAAGUGCACCCAGUAUGUAUGAUAGUUUCGAAGAGCCAACCAGUGAAUUAAGUGUACAAAUAUGCAACGACACUUUGCGCAUAAGUCUAAUCGAUCAAAUGAAAAAUGCCGCCGGUCGCAUACGCUAUUUUGAGGAUAUCGAACAGGGCAAUGUGAUUGGUGAAAAUACAAAAACACACUUUGAAUCCGCCUCGCAAAUAGAGAAGAAUUUAUGUUUCCUAUGGUCAGCAUUUCUUAAGAGAUGGGAUCUCUUGCAGAGUCUAUUGGAUAUAGGAGCUGAAUUGAAUUUUUGUGAUCAAAAUGGUAUUACCGCUUUGCAUUUGGGUGCGUUUAGUGGUUGCCUGUCAACGCUCACGUUUCUGGUGGGCAAGGGCAUGAAUGUUAAUUUCCAGCCGAAAUGUUAUACUCCCCUACAUUGUGCAGCAUUUGGUAAUUCGCCUGAGGCGGCGAAAUAUUUAAUUAGUAAUGGUGCCCAAUUGACAAUAGAUACAAAUAAGCCCAAUUGUGAAGAAAGUCUAUUGCAUUGUGCGGUGAGAGCUAAUGCUCUGGAGUGUUUGCAGUUGUUUAUAGACGAGGGAGCAGAUGUAAACUCCCUUAAGCCAAAUGGCACUAAUGCUAUACACUUGGCAGCUGAUUUGGGUAAUGCUCAGUGUCUGGAGAUUUUACUCAAGGCCAAUGGAGCAGAUCCUAAUGUUAGAAUAUGCAUACGUGAAAAAGAAUCUACAGCUUUACAUUUAGCAGCCGAUGAGGGAAAUGUAGAAUGUGUAGAUUUGUUAUUGGCCAAAGGAGCCGAUGCUAAACUAAAGAAUCAUAGAGGCUUUACCGCACUACAUUUAGCAGCACGCACUUCUAGUCUAGAGUGUGUAGAAUCUCUGCUGAGAAAUGGUAAUGCCGAUGCCAAUGCUGAAGACUUUGAUCAUAGAACUCCCUUACACGCGGCGGUGGGAAAAUCUGAAAAUGCUUUUGAUAUCUUAGAACUACUAAUACAAUGGGGAGCCAAUGUUAAUCAUAAGGAUAUUUAUGGUUUUACAGCCCUACAUUUGGCCGCUUUGGAUGGUCUGGCCCAGUGUGUGGAAAUGUUAAUUUACCAUGGAGCUGAUGUUACGACAAAGUCGAAAAAAGGCACUUCUGCUUUAAAUGUUAUUACACGCAAAACACCCGCUUCUGUAGCUAUGAUAAGACAAAAAUUAGAUGCCGCUAUUACUUUACAUCAUUCUCAAGAUCCCGUGAAUCGUGAAGUGGAAUUGGAGCUGGAUUUUCGUCAACUCUUGCAGCAUUGUCAUCCUAGAGAAAUUAGCUAUUUGAAUACUUUUGUGGAUGAAGGACAAAAGGAAAUCUUAGAGCAUCCUUUAUGUUCUUCAUUCCUGUACAUUAAGUGGGGCAAGAUAAGAAAAUACUAUAUAGGACGUUUAAUAUUCUGUUUCUUCUUCAUACUCUUCCUAACCCUAUACGUACUCACUGCCCUGGCCCACAAUUGCUAUAACGGCAGUAAAGAUGACAACACCACCAUACAAGCUCAGGAACUGUGUCAGAAACAAUCUAUUUUGGGUGACAUGUUACGCAACAAUCCCUUUGUCAUGGAAAUGCAAUGGUGGGUUCUGGUGGCCAUUACGGUAGUGGAAAUCUUUCGAAAAUUGUAUGGCAUAACGGGUUAUUCGUCAUUCAAACAUUAUGUCACGCAGGUGGAGAAUAUAAUGGAAUGGUUUGUCAUCACGAGUGUAUUUGUUAUUUCGUAUAUUUAUACCAAACAAACAUAUACCUUUCAAAAUCACAUAGGAGCCUUUGCCGUGCUGUUGGGCUGGACCAAUCUCAUGUUAAUGAUUGGUCAAUUGCCGGUAUUCGAUGUUUAUGUGGCAAUGUACACUAGGGUGCAAGGAGAAUUUGCCAAACUAUUUAUGGCCUAUUCUUGUAUGCUGAUUGGUUUUACUAUAUCGUUUUGUGUGAUAUUUCCCUCCUCCUCAUCAUUUGCUAAUCCAUUUAUGGGUUUUAUAUCCGUACUGGUAAUGAUGAUAGGAGAGCAGGAUUUAUCACUACUCAUCAAUGAUCCCGAUGGCAAGGAUCCACCAUUUCUUUUGGAAGUUAGUGCUCAAAUAACAUUUGUGCUGUUCUUGCUAUUCGUUACAAUUAUAUUGAUGAAUUUGCUGGUGGGUAUAGCGGUCCAUGAUAUACAAGGCCUUAAAAAGACCGCUGGCCUUUCUAAACUGGUUAGGCAAACCAAAUUGAUUUCUUAUAUAGAAUCGGCUUUAUUUAAUGGUUAUUUACCCACCUGGCUGCGCAAUUUGCUGCACUACACAGCUUUAGUAUCGCCCCAAGCCUAUCGCGUAGUAUUGUGUGUAAAACCUUUAAAUCCCAGCGAAAAACGUUUGCCGCGAGACAUACUAAUGAAAGCCUAUGAAGUGGGUAAAAUGCGCAAACAUUUUGGUCACACCAUAUCGGCCAAAUCAUCUGAUGCUACUUAUCUUUCAUAUAAAAACAAAUACAAUAGCGAAAGCAAUCAAACACCUACGACACCCUAUGCGACAGAGGAUUUCGAAGCCACCGUUUUGUCAAAUAUCAAUACUAAAAUCGAUGAUAAUAGUGAACGUAUUGAGUAUUUAACACAAGAAAUUCAAGAGCUGAAACAGGCUUUAAUAACCCAACAACAACAGGCUAGCAAAGUUAUAGAUAAAUUAUUGAUUGUCAUAUCGAAUCAACAGAAAAAUAAUUUAAGAAAAUAGUUUUUAAGAAAAAUAAAAAACGAACAAAGAAUUUUUUUAAUUAAGUCUUUAGAUUUUAAGUGACUUCCUUAAGCAAAAGUAAAAAAGUGUCCUUUUUAAAAAAAUUUUAUAAAACAUUAAUAGUUUGUAUAAAAAACUGAGAAAAUUUUGAAAUUAUAUACACAUUACGAGUAACUACUUUCCAAAAAAAAUGUAAUCUUAAAAUAUUUCCACAAACAUUUUUUAGUAGAAAUUUAUAAGAAUUUUAUUUUUAUGUUAAAUUUAUAUAGAAGUUUUUAAGUUUGUAUAAUUUUAUAAAAAUUAUUUUAUUUAUUUUUUAAUUAAAAUUAUUUUCUGAAAUUUUGUUUUAAUAUUUAUUUAAAUAUAUUUUAAUUGUUUAAUGAAACUAGAAUUUAGUUAAAGUUAUUUUCUAUAACUUCAUUUUGAAAGGAAAAUGUAUGUUACAUCAUUCACAUGGACCAUUAGCGGACCUUUGGAGAGCUACUUUAUCAGAGUCUCUGAUGGGAAUCGUACACAUGAACCCCGGACUGACAGACUAGAACUAACCCAACUGAGUCAAUUGAUUUUUAUCAUCUAUUUAUAGGAUUCGAAAGAAAUAAAUCAGUUUCAAAUUCUAUUAAUUACUUUUAAAACCCUUUCUUAUAGCACCGAAAUAAACGUAACAGAUCUUUGGAUGUUUUUAAAGAUUAAGGUAUUUCGUUUUAACUACCAAAAUUUCGUGGAAUAGGAAUUCCCUCAAGUCAAAUGGCUCUAACACCAUCCUCUUGAAGCAACCUUUUUGAGUUAAAACCCAGUGUUUAAGAGAUUUUUAAAUGUAUCUAAACCCAAUAUAAGCGAAAAGGAAUACUCAGAUUUUCAUUUACCGGUUGAUGAGGGAAAUACUUGAUAAUGAAUUUGAAUACAAAGUGGAAAAAGUUCCCCUUAGGUUAUAUAAGAAUAAUCUUCAUAACAGAAAAGGUUUUGCAGUUUCGUUUAGAUUCCAAUCGGAUCUUUUAGCAAUUAAAAGAAUUUGUCUGAAAUGUAUUUUUACAGCUUUCAAAUGUUUACUGUACAUCGUUAACAAUUGUUUCUUCGUUCCGAAACGAACAGUCAUACUCGGUGCGCUGGGAAGGGAGGAUGAAAUCGACGCAUUCACUAAUAUUUCCCUAACUGUAAGGCACUUGUUCCAACUAUAUGCAAUGGCUCAGAUCAGAUGGUCUAGUGAAACCACCUGUCUGAUGAUGCCCCUAAGUCUAGCUUAUUGUUAAGCUUUCGCAGACAGCAAAUAAGAACGCUGCUAUCGGUAAUAACGGGUCAUUGUAGUAUUGUCAAUCAUGUCAGAAGAAUGGACUUCCAGUACAAUAACUACUGCAGAAGUUUUCACAAUGAGGAGGAGGAGGAGACUUUAACUCCUCUCCUCUGUCCGACAUUUAAUGGGAACACAGAGCUCAUUUUGGAUCUGCAAGUAAGAACACAGCUAUCGAUAAUAACGGGACAUUGUGUUAUUGGCAAUCAUGCCAGAAGAAUGGGCCUCCAGUACAAUGACUACUGCAGAAGUUUUCACAACGAGAAGAAGACUAUAACUCCCCUCGUCUGUUACUGUCCGACAUUUAAUGAGAACAAAGAGAUCUAUUUUGAAUCUGCUGUUCUCUCUUGUAUGGAGGAUAUAUCAGGGAUAAAUCUAAAGAAUAUGCUAAAUUUCGUGAAUCGAACCGGUUGGUUUAACUCUAAUACAUAGAAGUACUGAAAAAGAACUUCAGAAGCAAUGAUUUUUAUCACAGGCUUGAUGUAUAGUUUCGAACCUUCACCAUACUUAUUCCAGGCACUAAUUAGCAAGAGGAAAAAUGAUGCUCAAAGCGCUGGCUGACAUCACUUGGGCAAUGCAUAAAUGAACCUUGUUGGCACUGACGAUUGGCCGGUCAGUGGUUAAUUAUGCUGAUCCAGUGUGGUCUCCUUCACGUAGUGAUACCUAGUGUAGAAACAUUCAAAGCAUACAAAAUGUUUCUCUAAGGACUGUUUUGGGCUGCUUGCAAAUUACCCAAGAACAUCAACUACACGAGGAUCCAAAGUCUAUCCCAGUCAAGGAACACUUCAUGUUAACAAAAAAACUUAACAUCUCACAGUUGAAUGACACCCUGAGGCAUGUCAGAAGGGACCAUCGAGUAUACGAAGAAAACAUACGUUAUUGUGUGCCUAAGAUCGAUCCUCUUAUACGGUUGCUUUGAUCGACAUUCAUAGAGACUCCUUCAAUACCGCGCUCACAUGACACCGCAUAACUGUCGUAGGUACUUGAUGAUCAACUACAGCCUAUAGCAGACAUUGAAGAAAAUCUGCCGCGAACAACCAGAAAAGAUCUGGCCCAACUGAUAUCGCGAUUGAGCACAUAUUCAACAGCUAUGACAAUGGAUUUAGGGACGCACAAUUUUUAGACCCCCUUGAUUAGAUAAAAUUUUAGCUUUUACAACAACAUAGUUUUUUUACGUCGGAAGUAAUUUUUAUGCCAAUUUUUAAGAAGACAUUUCAGUUUCUUAAUAAAAAUUUAAAGAAAAUGAACUUUUCCCUUUUGAAAAUAUUACUUUUAAAGUAUCGAUAAUGCAGUGUAUUUCCAAAAUUAAAGCAUGAAAUUAAAGAAAAUAAUUUUUAUAGCAUUAGAACUAACAUUUAGAGAAAAAACUCUAUAACACACUAAAAAUUUUACAAAAACCUUUAACUUUUUUUUAGAAAUUACAUUAGA